CGGAGAGGGUGUCGAGGUCGGGGGGCGGACUCGUCCGAGGAGGCAAAGAGAGAGGUUUCGUUCCUGUUGUUAUGAAAGAAUCGUGGACGGGGUGGGGCGGAUGUGAGUGUGUCCUUGUACAGAGUGUGGAAUUUGUCCAGGUGAAUGGUGCGGUUGAAGAGAUCGGAGAGGGACAUCGGGGGGUCGUGGACGAGGGAGGUGGCGAGGUCCUUGCAGCAUCCUCAUUUGAAGCGGGAGAUGAAUGCGACAUCGCUGACGUAGUCAAGGGGGAUGUGUUGCCGCAACGCACGGACGUAUUGGACAAAACGGUCGGUCGGGCUGUUCUAUCGAAGGCAACAAAGUUGCUCAAAGUAGUCGUCGACCGUCUUUUGCGGUCGGGAUGUGCAGGCGAUGAGGUUGACCCACCCAAGGAAGGAAUGGGGUUCCGCGUUUGCUUCUUUGCGAUUAGCUCGUUCCAUGUACCACCACCGAGUGACGCCCUCCUGAGGUGGGUGAAGGGUGGUAAAAUAGAAGGUGGGGGAUGGGGACAUGGUGGUGACGAUCUGGAUGGCGGGGGAGGGGGGUGGGGACGUGGCGGUGACGAUCUGGAUGGUGGGGGAGGGGGGUGGGGAUGUGCUGGUGACGAUCUAGAUGGCGGGGGAGGCCUGUUGUUGUUCGACGGUGGCUAUCAGUUGGGAAAGGCUGGAGACAGUGGAGAGGAAUACUUGGAGGGAGUUGAGGAUGGCUUGCAUGGUGGUCAUGAGGGAGAGGAGGUAAAAGGAGUCACUGGGGACCUCAUGGCGGGAGCCUUCAUUGAGCAGUAUGACUUCGAGCCCGAGUAUCUCAAAGGUGAGUACAACAAAGUUGUUGAUGCGUUGUCGCGUAGGCCAGAUUUCUCCUGUGCGCUGAUCACUGAGUUUGGGCUUGCGGACGAUGUUAGUCGUUCUUUGGUGGAAGCCUAUCACGAGGAUUUGUUUAUGGACGAGAUCAUAUGGAGACUCGAGGCGAAGGACAAAGCGACUUCAACCAAGUUUGAGUUGGUCAACGGUCUGUUGUUCCUUGACAAGGACGGGAAUAAACGUUUGUGUGUGCAAAACCAACUUGCCGCAGCAGUUCUGGUGGCCCACAAUGAUGAGAGACGCCAAGCUGUACGUGGAGGCCUGUCAGAAACGCUCGGUGAGACCCUUUUCAUGGACUUCAUGGACACACGGGUCACCAGCAAGAGUGGAAUGUGCUAUGUCUAUGUCAUUGUGGAUAGGCUUAGUAAGUAUGCUAGGUUAGUCGCUAUGCCUGCAACGGUUAAAACGGAGUAUGUGAUUAGACUGUUCAAGGAAAACUGGGUCAGGGACAUUGGGCUUCCUAAGUCUUUUGUUAGUGACAAGGAUGCCAGAUUCACAAUUGCGAGUGAUCUGGGUUCUGGUCCUGCUACUCAGCUGCACCGUGGCGAGAGCCGAGGAGAGGUGGAGGCCUCGUCGGAGGUCGACUUGGAGGCGAGCGAGGGCCAGAGUGUAGAGCAGGUAACCACAGGCGGCCUGGGCUCGCAAGGGGCUCCACAAAAGAGGAGGGGGGAUCGUCCAGACGAGUUCGCCGGUUCUGCGAAGAAGUUAAAGAGCAAGCCCCCCAGGAGUGCGGGGGAGAAACACAAGGGGACCGAGGGGGAGCAAGGCCGGCAGGGACUCCCAUCGACGUCGACGCCGGGUCGCGUUCGGACAAAGCGGGAGUUUGAGAUUAGCCCUGCGCAGGUCGUCGACCUCGGGGACAGGGAGGACCUGUACAACCAGCGGUCCCUGGAUCCCGUGCUCGUGGAAGGGAUCAAAGAAGUGAUGCGGUUGGCGUUUGAAAAUAAAGUGCAGUCUUACGAUUUACCUACCCUGAAGCUGGUACCGUUGGGGCUUGAUAAACCGACUCCGGGGACCAAGGCAGAACGUCUGAGGCCAGAGGAUUGGAGGGAUGAGCUGGCGGGACAAUACUACUACUACGAGGUGUGUGGGCAGCACAACACGGCUGCAGCGAGGUCGCUGCUCGGCAGCGAGGUGGCCAGAAAAUACAAUUUCGAGCGGUGGCCUGCACGAAUGGUCGACUUUUCGGAUGACGACUUCGAAGGGUACUUCCUUGUCAGUUCCCAGGACAACAAGAAGGACCUGAAGACGCCCCCACGACAGCUGAAGCUGUCAAUGAGAGACAUUAGGUGGCAGUGGAAGCGCGCCGGUGGCCUGCGUGCUGUUAUGGGGAACCCCAGCGGAAAACAGAGUCAGGUCCGGAAGUGGCAUGAAUUAUGUAAUGUCGCGCUCAAUAUGACACCGCACAACAACUUGUGGAUUCUCGUAGAUCAGAAGGGCGAGGAGGCCAUCAGGAAACAAGGCACUGCCCUGCGUUCCUAUUUCCCGCUGGCGAUGGCAGGGGAGAACGUAUGGAAACUAGCCGUCGAGUUUUUCGAGAAAUGGGAGACAGGCGGAUUGCUCGGACACGACGGCGCAAAGUGGAUCAUGCGGAAGAAGAAAGUCAAAAACGUGCAGCCUGGGGUUGCCUACAUCGACAACGACAAGCUGGGCAGGAAGGAGGUCGUGUACAACGUCCCUGUGGACCCGCCGACAAAGAAAGGCAAAAAGGAGAAAGAGGAGGGCGAGUGGUUCGUGCAAGUGCCUGAGCAGGACGCGCAUUGUUGGAAAACGAUGGACUCGCUGACCGACAACGAGAAGUGCCGCGUCCUGAAGAAGGUGCUCGCUUGCAAGCUGGUUUGGGUCCAGGCCGGCUCCCUGGCGUUGGCGAAGCUCGGAAAGCUGAGCGUCCAGGAGAUGGUGCAUUUGGUGAAGUGCGACCGGGUGCUAGUGCAUCUGUGGAACUACUACCAGUUCAAGCAUGACAAAAAGCCGGACGCGGAUUGGAGCCAGAGGUGCUCGUUCCUGAAAUCAAGACUGAAGAGUCGCGAGAUCGCACUCGCCGAAGGCAUUGUGCACAUAAAAUGGAAAGACACGGGCGACAUGACAUCCAUCGCGCCAUUCGGCAACCACCCCUUGGAGGCAGACAUAAGGAGUGCGGAGGUGAAGGAGGCAGUGGUUGCCACAAAGAGUCACACGUUCAUCCUCAAUCUGUGCGAACCGGUGGACCUGAAGCUUUGGAAACUGCAAGCGUUCGACACUCUGGAUUCCCAACUUCAGACGUGGUGUCCGUCGCAUUGGACGCUCGUCGUUUUCAUCCCGUGGCAUCAUAACCUCUCCUUUCUGGCCAGCAUGAACCAUCUUUCAUUCUUCAAGCUGCUGGAAGGGAAGUGGGUGAGGAGGAGUCAACAGAAGAAAAGCUUCCCCGUCGGGAACAAUUCGUACACGGAAGACGACCGGAUGUACAUACUCUUCAAAGGCGACGAUUUGCACGCUAACACGUCCGUCGUCUACGAGGGGAAACUACCGGCAGGCGCCGCUGCUGCAGUGCGGCUACCACAGAAGGUUACGCAAACGGAUGUGUCCGACAUCCCAUUCAACCCUUGCAACUGGUCUUAUACCUCGCCUGCACGUCAGGGCAAUGUGUACGGGGACAUGGAACGCAACCCCGCGCAAUUCGUUAAUCUUCUCGAAUCCGUCACCAAGAAGGGGGAGGGUGUCGUCUUCCUCGGGAAGCCACACACGCGAUUAGUGUGGGAAGUACUGAAGGCAGGGCGGCACGUCAUCGCGAUGGAAGGGAACUCUGAGCUCUUGCAAUUAACAAUUGAUCUCGUCAAAAGCGAGGUCAAUUCGGGUGCCCACAAUUGCGAGUUCAUGGUCGUCACCGAGACUUGGGCUCGCGCGUGGAACAACAAGAAGGACAUGUGGUUCAAGUUGAGUGCGAGGAAGCAGAACAAGAUAUACGACUUCUUGUUCCUGCAAACGCGGCCGAAGAAAGACACUGACGCCGAGUAUGUGCGCCGCAAGGACCACGUAUUCACAGAGGAGGAGUUGACGUUCGGCAGUUACUCCUCCUUGAUCUCCACGGAAGACGAGGAGACCACCGGCAUCGAGUUCGACGUGACCGCGGACGAGGAGGGCAGCGACACCGAAAGCCUCGACCUGCAGUACGACCCACAUCCCGCGCAGCACGCUACAGGGUCGUCCUUGGUAGGUCCGUCAACAAGCCCGACAUCCCUCGUGUCACCGAUGGCGAAACCGGCGCCUGGCACUACACCGAUGAAGUUGUUGCAGAGACUGCAGGCUCUGGCCUCUGACCAUCGCUCACUACGUCCCGGGUCUGACAUCCCGCCCGAUCAUCUGUCUUGGAAGGAUGCCAACAUUCACUUCCUGCCUGAGCCUCAAAGUCGUUCCACGGAGGCGGACUGGGGCCAUGACAUGAUUUGGCAUCCAGGAGUCAUCCAGCCCGCGAUCCAAAAGGGUGAGUGGAUCGUGGCCGUCGCUGUCCCGGACGGAGGAUGGAUGCCCCUCCCUUGCGGGUCGAAGUCUGACUUCCUCUACGUCGCUAGAAUCGCGGUCCUCCAGAAAGUGAGGGCCGAGAAUGACUCUUUUGCACCCGAAGACGUGUCCGUCAUUUCCACAGCCGGGCGAUUGUUCGCCGAACUUCAAGACCAGUGCUGGUUGGAGCCGACGGAGGACUACUACGACCUCAAUACGAGCCCCUCGAAGGGCAGGGUGGACUGGAAAAUCCCCCCUCCCAGUGGGACGCAUGUAAGUACAGGGUCCCGGGGACCGGACGGUGGGGAGAACGAGGGCGACGAGGUUGGGGGUGGCAAAGGAGUCCCGCCUGGUUCGGAGGGCGGGUCUCACGACGACACCACGACAGCGGAAGGCAGCGGCGGGGUGGCGGGGGAGGCCUUCGGGCGUCAGCAGUCUACCGGUCCCAGUCCGGAAGGCUCGGCACAGUCAGCGGACGUGCCCACUUCAUCCGCCGGCUCGGUGAUGGCGGCCUUGGUUGCUCUCCGUGCCGGCUCGGUCGAAACGUUCAAGUCCGCUGGGAUCCGAACUUCAAUGCUUGCAGAGCGGACAAAGAGGACGAACGCUCAGAGCUGGUCAGGAGCGGGGGUGGCGAGUCGUGAUCCCAAAAUAGACAGCGGUGCGGUGAGGGACGGGAAUGCGCCGCUUGCGGGGGAUCAACAACCGCUUCGGGCGGAGCGAGAGGGUACGUGUGGAGGGUCCGAUGACAGGGAGACGGCAAAGUUCACCAGGAUUCGAACUUCUUCAGGCAAGGGGGGCCAACCAGGGAUUGUGGUGCCGACGGGAGGGGCUGCGUGCGGCGGGCGGGAAGGGCAUUCGUCGGAAUUUGACACGGUUUCGGGCGAAGUGGCUGGAUUGCAUGCAAGGGAAGAAGGCAAGGUGAUGGACAAAGAGAAGGAAGGGGAGGAAGGAGACAAAGGGGAGGAAUUGGAGGAAGGAGGGGAUGAAGGGGAGGAAGAAGAGGAUGAAGGAGAGGAAGGGGAAGAAACGGAGUUGGGUGGGUUGCUAGGAGGGAAGGAAGGGGAAAAAGGGGAACCCGAUACUAGAGACGACGAACGGACGUUCGGCGACGACAAUGACAGAUCUGGGGAGUCGUCUGACGGAUUCGGGCAGCUGUACGGAGAACAUCGCGAGGAAGACGACGACGACGAUGACAUGGCACCGCAUAUGGAGACACAGGUGGUCACAAGCCUUUCGGCAGAAUGUGAUGACUAUGAGGUCCAAGCAAUAACAUCUGUCGUCGAUCUUCAACACCGGUUCAACGAAGCUCGUGUUGCAGUCAGCUUGACUAAACCGAGUGUACAUAUUGACGUCGAAGAAGUUAUCGACGGCAUCCUGGGCGACCACCACAUGUCCGCGCAGCCGUCCUCGACGCCUGGUGUCGACGACCCUCUCGACGUCAAACCUUCCGCGGGAUCUGUCGUGGCUUUCUCGCCGACGAACUCUCCGAUGCUGCCGUCGACCAUCGCCACCGGAGGAGAAGGCGAGAUCCGGGGACGACAAGAUGUCACGUCCCCGAAAAAAAUUGUCGCCGGCACUCGAGCUCUCGACGUGCUGGCCUUGCCCGCGCCAACUUCACCGAGUAAGGAGCGGAGAGACAAACCAGCUGUGCGGGCCACGACACAUGGAACAGCAGUGACUGCGAUUGGAAGCUUGCGGGUUUUGAAUGACAUGGAACGAGGCUUGGUGCCACCUAACCCUAUACUCUUGACCCUCGGCGAUGGUCAGUUGCGAAUUGCAGCGAAGGAUAUUCUCACCCUCUCACUUACUGACGGCAGGGUGAAUGAUGAGGUGGUCAACUUUUACAUGGCGCUACUGGGAAUGACCGCAUAUGGGAUACGUGACAUCGCGUCAGGCCUUCAAGUCUUCAGCUUUAAUUCUUUCUUCUUCAGUAAACUACAACUUCAAGGACACGGGGGGGUGGAAAGAUGGGCUAAAAACGUGGAUCUGCUUUAAUAUGAUAUUAUCUUUGUUCCAGUCCUCAAAGAUAACGAUCACUCGAUCCUCCUUUCCGUGAACUUGAGAGAUAAUGUUCUUGAGAUUUUCGAUUUUUUUUCUUGCGUUGUAGCCGAUUCUAGUUUUUACCUUAGUGUUUUCGAGUUGAUCUUACACUAUUUGGAAUGUCAAACAUCACAUAGGCGGUCGUGUAGGAGUUGGAAGUCGGUAGCAACAAAUGUUGUUAUAGAGG
Chara braunii is the source of this 6582-nucleotide messenger RNA. The record is from the annotation of a GenBank genome assembly. NCBI's taxonomy places the organism in Eukaryota, Viridiplantae, Streptophyta, Charophyceae, Charales, Characeae.